UACUACAUUAGACGUAUGGCUUCUUGCUAGCAGAUGGCGCAGGAAAUAAAGAUUUAGUAGGCCCAAAUCUGGAAGCGAGGUUAAAUCCCAGCAGCCAAACUCAAUGCGAGACUGUCAGUAACAGUACGGAGAAGCAAAGUCAGGUCGAGGUGUGUCCCGGCUUUAAACGGAGCGCAGGAGCCAUACGUCCUGCAACCUCAUCGACAGAUACUGUGAAACGCUAACAGCUAGCCGGUUAAAUAACAAGCUACGAUGCUUUCAAUCACAUCCUCUCUCAUCAGAAGCAGCCGUGUCGUCCAGUGCUCAACAAGGCUGAUCCACACUUCUCCUCUCGCCAAAAUGCCAAUUCAGGUAGGUGAACAUCUUCCAGCAGUGGAGGUCCAGGAGGGGGAGCCAGGAAACAAGGUGUCUAUGGAUCAGCUCUUCAAGGGGAAAAAGGGAGUCCUCUUUGCUGUACCGGGAGCUUUCACCCCUGGUUGUUCCAAGACUCACCUCCCAGGUUUUGUGCAGCAGGCCGAGGACUUGAGGGGUAAAGGUAUCCAAGAGGUUGCCUGCAUUUCUGUCAAUGAUGCAUUUGUCAUGGCUGCCUGGGGAAAGGAGCAUGGAGCAGAUGGCAAGGUUCGAAUGCUGGCUGAUCCUACUGGGGCAUUUACAAAGGCCGUUGACUUGUUACUUGACAAUGAUCAGAUUGUGCAGGUACUUGGGAACAAGCGAUCCAAGAGAUAUUCCAUGUUGGUGGAAGAUGGAGUCGUGAAGAAGAUCAACGUGGAGCCUGAUGGCACUGGGCUGACCUGCAGCCUUGCUUCCAGUAUUCUGUCUGAGCUGUAGGCUUUUUCAGAGCUUAUUGAACCAAACUACAAACCUUCAGUUACUGUAAAAGCUGCACUAACAAACCCCAAUACAAACCCGUUAAAGUUUCCUCCUCUUCUCAAAGAUGGAUGCAAAUGCCACAUGCAUACUAGUAUUAAAAACAGAGCUGGAAGGUACUUAAUGCGCACAACUAUGUGAUGAAUGACACUCCAAAGGACUGUACAUCAUCCUCUGUAUUCUGUUCCUUGAUAGUAAAUAAAAGUCACCCCGAAAGCAAUAA
This is a messenger RNA of Thunnus maccoyii (southern bluefin tuna), 1090 nucleotides long. RefSeq names its product peroxiredoxin 5 (gene prdx5). The coding region runs from base 253 to 828 and encodes 191 amino acids. Lineage: Eukaryota; Metazoa; Chordata; Actinopteri; Scombriformes; Scombridae. The record is from RefSeq and is a predicted model, not a curated record. The transcript has 6 exons. Gene Ontology annotation, cellular component: cytoplasm; mitochondrion; peroxisome. Gene Ontology annotation, molecular function: thioredoxin peroxidase activity. Gene Ontology annotation, biological process: cellular response to oxidative stress; hydrogen peroxide catabolic process; cell redox homeostasis.